AUGCGGAAGAAGAUUCAAAAAUCCCUUCGAAAGUACCUCUCAAAAAUGAAAUCUCCUCCUUCAAAUAUCCAAUUACCCUCUAAGAAAUGGAUUCUCUCAGCAUGCAAGCAUCCCAGAACUCCUUCCUUCGGCGUAGACAACAACAACAGGAAAAACAAUGAUGAACAAGUCUCGCUAGCCGACAUCGAUCGUUUCCUCUUCGAGAAUUUUAAGUCUUUGUACCUAGAAGAUCACGAAGAAACCAACACCAAUAAACAACGAAAACACCAUAACACCAAAAGGGUUGUCUCCGACCAAGAAGAGGAACAGGAAAAGCCAAAACUUAGCCCCAUCUUGUUCGAUUCCUCCAGAAGAUUCGAAGAAGAAGCAGGCUCGAGCUCAACCAUGUUCUCAACCACAACUCAGAAUGAUUCGUCUGAAAACGAGGGCGUGGAGGAUCAAACGGUGGCUCCGGAGAACUGUGUGGUGGUGCUGGCGAGUUCUCCUAGCCCUUAUGAUGAUUUCCGGCGAUCCAUGGAAGGCAUGGUGGAGGCGAAGUUGAAGAACAAUGAAAAGGUGGAUUGGGAAUUCAUGGAGGAACUUUUGUUCUGUCACAUAAACCUGAAUCAGAAGAAUUCUCGCAAGUUCAUUCUCAGUGCUUUUGUUGACUUGAUCACCGCCAUGCGCUGCCAACCGGAGACUGCUCCGGCGAAGCCCAAGCCACAGAGCGUUCGAACUGUAAGGAUUGGAAGGGAGGUAAGGAAGAAGACCAAAGAGAUUACCUUGGAAUUUGAGUCGCCGUAA
Messenger RNA from Abrus precatorius (Indian licorice), 783 nucleotides. RefSeq names its product transcription repressor OFP14-like. Gene Ontology annotation, biological process: negative regulation of DNA-templated transcription. The record is from RefSeq and is a predicted model, not a curated record. The transcript has a single exon. Bases 1 to 783 code for a protein of 260 amino acids. Lineage: Eukaryota; Viridiplantae; Streptophyta; Magnoliopsida; Fabales; Fabaceae.